Molecule: messenger RNA, 1524 nt
Organism: Trichoplax adhaerens
Lineage: Eukaryota; Metazoa; Placozoa; Uniplacotomia; Trichoplacea; Trichoplacidae
Exons: 6
Coding region: 1-1524 (507 amino acids)
Biological process (GO): regulation of apoptotic process
Source: RefSeq, a predicted model, not a curated record
AUGACAAUUGGCAAUCACGAAAGAGAAGCUAUCGAAGACAGUUAUGAAAGUUUAAUUAAAAAUUUAUCCAUUACCUCUUUAUUAGAUAAGCUGCUCAAUGAGAAAGUCUUGCAAGGUAUAGAUCAGCGACAGAUUAGGCGUGAAAGAAAUCUGAAACGUAGAAAUAUCAGAUUUUUACAAAUUUUACAACAGAAAAGCAAUGAAGAGUUUUAUAGAUUUUGCAAAGUUUUAGAAUUAAGCGAUACAGAAAUUUUAGUCUCAUUGGGUCAAACAUUACGCAAAGAAGCUGAAAAUAAGUGCCAAGAUAUUGAAAUUAAUGAAGAGAAUCAAGUUACUGAAAUCAAUGAAAAGAAUCAAGUUAUUGCGGCUAGUCCUCCAAAUAAUGGAAUCAUUUUAGAAGAUACAGAAUCAGACUUUGCCCAUGUUAUGGUUGAUGUAUUUGCUUGGGGUAACAAUCAUUCUGGAGAAUUAGGUAUACCAUUGUCAAAGAAUAUAGAAUAUCCAGCUCCAGCUCGCUGCAAGGCUAUCAGCAAGCUUAGGCCAAUUAUGAUUAAAGGUGGCCAUGAUAAGACUUAUAUCUUAUCACAAGAAGGCAAGGUUUAUGGAAUUGGGCAAGUGGAACUUAAAGAAGACGAACAUGAUAGUAAAAACUUACACGUGCCACGCUUAAUUAAUGGGUUAUCACAUUUAACAAUAAUUAAGCUUGAUAUUCACCCUGAUGGUCAUUUUGCAUUAGGAAUCACAAUAAAAGGAGAGUUAUACUCAUGGGGAGAAACACCGGCACAGCAGAUUACAUCAGUAAAAGACGCAAUUUUUACUAAUAUUAGUUGUGGUAGAGAUCAUCGAGCAGCUAUAACCAAUCAGGGCAAAUUGUAUACAUGGGGUUAUGGCGGAUUGGGUUGCUUAGGUCAUGGCAAUAGUAAAACUUGCUUGGAACCAACUUUAGUUGAAGCACUAGCGGAUAAAGUGGUUAUUGACGUCGCUUGUGGUUCUGCAAAUCAAAAUCACACUGUUGCCGUUACAAGUGAUGAUAAAGUUUGGUCAUGGGGUGAUCCCGCUGGUGGUAAAUUAGGGAGAAUUAUUAAUAGUACCAAGCCUUGCACGUUGCCAGGGGUCAUAGAUGGACUGCUAAAUAAAAGUGUCCAUAGAGUUAUCUGCGGUAGUGCGUUCACAUUGGCUUUGACUACGAGUGGUUCUUUGUAUUCAUGGGGCCAUGGUAGUCAUUAUCACUCGCAACACGGCAUCGUAGGCUCUGUUGAAAGACCUAAAAUAGUGGAUGUACUUAAAGAUAAAAGAGUAAUUGCGAUUGCAGCUGGUAGUUUACACUGGUUAGCAUGUACUAUUUAUGGUGAAAUUUAUGCCUGGGGAAAUAAUGACGCCGGACAACUAGGAGUUAAAACCCUCAAGUCUUCAACAGACGUAAUUCAAGUCGAUACUUUAAUGGAUGAGGAUAUUAAUCAAGUAUCCUGUGGCUUCAGUCACUGUUUUGCUUGGAAAUCAUCACUAUUGCAAAUUAAAGAAUGA